AUGACUUCGAACGAUCAAGAACCAAUUCAAAUUCGAGGCGAAGAUAUUUCUCCAUCUAAAGAUGGGUGUCUUCUCAAAGAAAUUCUUCAUGAAGGUAUUGGUGAUGAUAUACCUUUGCAUGAUGAUAGAGUUUCUAUACAUUUUGUUGCAAAACGACUUGAUGGAUCAAUAUUCAACAAUACUCGGGAACAUGAUCGUAUGUAUACUUUUUCUCUGGGUCAAGAAGAAGUAAUUAAAGCAUGGGAUAUCGGUGUAGCAACGAUGAAACGUAGUGAAAUUGCACGAUUUAUUUCGAAACCUAAAUAUGCUUAUGGGCAAAAAGGAUAUGGUGAUAAAAUAGGACCAGGUGUUACAGUAGCAUUCGAAAUAGAGCUCGUUGAAUUUGGUGAUCUUAGUCCAGAUCAUGAUGGAAGCAUUAUGCGACGAAUAUUAAAACGAGGCGAAGGACAUAUAAAACCAAAUGAAGAUGCCAAGGUCGAAAUGAAGCUUAAAGGAACAUAUAAUGGUCGAAUAUUUGAUGAACGAACAGUGAAUUUUAUUGCUGGAGAAGGUUGUGUACACGAUAUUCCUCACGGUGUCGAACGUUGUGCUUAUAAGAUGGCUACACGUGAACAAUGUAGAGUAUAUUUAAAGUCUAAAGCAAUUGAAUGCCUUGCAAAAUAUGAUAUUCCUCCUGAUGCAACUGUUGAGUAUGAUCUUACUAUGAUCAGAGUUGAACGGGCUAAAGACACUAAACCACAAACUGACGAAGAAAAACUGGCAGAAUCUGAAAUUUUAAAAGCACGUGGAGAUGCAUUACUGAAAGGUGGUCAUUAUGAAGUUGCUAUAAGAAAAUACCAAAAGAUAUAUGAAUAUCUUCUAUCAGCAAUAUUUUCUCAUGAUAGUGACAGAGACAGAUGUAAAUAUUUGAAGAUUGCUUCUCAAUCUAAUUUGGCUCUAUGUUAUAUGAAAAUGGGCAAUUAUGAUGAUGCUAAACGAGUAUGCAAUAGAGCGCUGGAUUUCGAUGAUAAAAAUGAAAAAUGCAUUUUUCGACGUGGUCAAUGUCACUUAGCAAUGCGUUUUUAUGAUCGAGCUAUUCAAGAUUUUGAAAAUGUUCUUAGAAUAAAUCCGUCAAAUCUUGCUGCAAAACAACAAAUUCAAAUAUGUGAACAAGAAAUUAAAGCACAUGAAGUCAAAGAAAAGGAAUUAUAUAGAACUAUUUUUAAGAAAGCUGCCGAAGUCAAUACAGGCAAAAAGGUUAAAUAA
This is a messenger RNA of Rotaria sp. Silwood2, 1245 nucleotides long. The record is from the annotation of a GenBank genome assembly. NCBI's taxonomy places the organism in Eukaryota, Metazoa, Rotifera, Eurotatoria, Philodinida, Philodinidae.